AUGCAUCGCAUUCUUUCGCCUCGGGCUGGGAAGUACCUAUUUGUGGCAUCAGCAGCAUUUUCUGCCGGCUGCUUGACCACUGCUGCUGUCUUUGACUACCAAAGUCAUCCCCCUAUCACCGCUGCAAGGCCAACUUUGCCAACUCUUCUCGAUUCACCUGAUUUCAAAGGACCUGGCCAUAACACAUUCUCAUCCCAAAUUUCUCUCCCCGUGCCCGUUGCCCAGGUAGGUCUGCCCAGCGUUGAAAGUGUGAAAGUUUUGCCCGGAUUCUUUUGCCUCUAUGACCGGAGAGGUCGCAUUCCCCGAUGGACGUUGGAACACCUGACCAACAAAAACUUUAAUGGUGAUGACAAGGCUCUCGUGGACAGAGGGGGCUUUGUAUUCGUGGAGGACAUGGGUGAACCGCCGGAGUUCCGAAGCACCAAUUUGGACUAUGCCCGAAGUGGAUUUGAUCGAGGCCACAUGGCUGCCGCGGGGAACAAUAAAUUCAAUGCCGAGAGUAUGGAGAAGACAUUCAUCCUUAGCAAUAUUGCGCCACAGGUUGGAUAUGGUUUCAACCGUGGAAUAUGGAAUGAUCUGGAGAAGAAGAUUCGAGCAAUGGCAAGGCAAUCGGCAAACGUUGUAGUUGUCACAGGACCACUGUUUCUACCGAGUUCCGUCCUUUCUCGACGAGGUAAUCGGCAGGUCAUCUAUGAAGUGAUAGGUGAGAAUAAUGUCGCUGUCCCAACUCAUUUCUUCAAGGCGGUCGCGGUUCAAAGCACACCACAAGGACCUUGGAAGACCUACGCCUGGGUGAUACCCAACCAAGCAUUCGCGGAGGGCACUAAGGUUAAUACAUUCUCUGUGCCCUUGAAAGACGUUGAACGUGCUGCUGGUCUGAUCAUUUUUCCUAAUCUUUACAAGCCUUAA
Hydatigera taeniaeformis is the source of this 909-nucleotide messenger RNA. NCBI's taxonomy places the organism in Eukaryota, Metazoa, Platyhelminthes, Cestoda, Cyclophyllidea, Taeniidae. The record is from the annotation of a GenBank genome assembly.